Messenger RNA from Stegastes partitus (bicolor damselfish), 165 nucleotides. NCBI's taxonomy places the organism in Eukaryota, Metazoa, Chordata, Actinopteri, Pomacentridae. The record is from RefSeq and is a predicted model, not a curated record.
UUUGGUUUCCCUGGUGCCUCUGGCUCCUCUGGCUCCUCUGGCUCCCCUGGUUCCCCUGGUUCCCCUGGCUUCUCUGGGUCCAGGUUUUUUGAGAGCAGGGAGCCUCCUGUUCAUGGUCCUAUCUUUGUGAAGACGCUUCCCGGCCAAUCACAACCAGAUGGAUAA